Molecule: messenger RNA, 927 nt
Organism: Homarus americanus (American lobster)
Lineage: Eukaryota; Metazoa; Arthropoda; Malacostraca; Decapoda; Nephropidae
Product: SCAN domain-containing protein 3-like
Exons: 2
Coding region: 1-927 (308 amino acids)
Source: RefSeq, a predicted model, not a curated record
AUGGCCGUUUCCACGGCCAAAUUUCUCUACUUUGGCCGUAAAAAACUUCGCAUGGCCGUGGAAAAAUGGAUGGUCAAGGCCAAACUAUUUGGCCGAAUUUUUGUCGAAUUAGAGUUCGCAGUGGCUAUAUCUUGUCACUGUUCAACAGCAAGUGUAGACCAUCUUGGGGAAUUGAUGAAAAAGAACGGUAAAGGAAGUGAACUAGAGAAUCUGCAGCUCCAUCGUACAAAGUGCAGUAAGUUGCUCUCCAAAGUAAUUGCUCCAGCAUUGUUUGAGGAAUUAAAAGGAAAUGCAAAGGACAAGAAGUACUCCGUGCUUGUUGACGAAGCCACAGAUGUGGCCACAGACAAGCAUAUUUGUGUUAUUGUGAGGUAUUAUAGUGAUUCAAGAUUGAAAAUUAUCACGGAAUUUGGUGGCCCUGUGCCCAUUGUUGGGGCUACGGGUCAUGAAGUGUUCUUGACACUGAGCAACACCCUGGGGAAGAUGGGAUUAAAGUGGUCUGACUGUGUCGUGUUUGGCAGUGAUGGUGCAUCUUCGAUGAUUGGUAAACAUAACUCAGUGUGGUCGAGAGUGAGAGAACAGUCACCAAACUGCCAGCUCAACAGAUGUGUCUGCCACUCACUUGCACUCUGCAUUGAAAAGGCCUUUGGCAAGCUGCCAUCUAAUCUUGGAUACCUCUUGCAUAAAGUUCCUAAGUGGUUCAGUAAGAGCAUCAUCCGUAGAGAGGCAUUUAAGGAACUAUUUAGGGUAAUGGAUGCUAAAGAAGAACGAAAGGUCACUCCUCUUCCCUUUCAGAAACUCUCAUGUACACGAUGGCUAAUUCGAGGAAAAGUCAUCUACAAUAUCCCCUUAAACUGGGAGGAACUGAAAGCCUACUUUGCUGUUGUAGUUCCAAGGGCAAUUCUUUCCUGUCCAACUAUUAGAUAG